AGCAAAGAAAACAGGACGGAACAGAACAUGAGAGGAGCUUGGGAGGGAGAAAGUAAAGAAUGACGUUGGAUUGGAACGGAUGCUCUGCUCACUCAGGUGGGCUUCCCCCUUUCACUUCUCCUUCUCUCUCUAUUAAGUUAGCCGUUUUCUUCAUCUUUAGCUUCUUUCUCCUCUCCUUCACUAAAACAACCUAAAGCAGAAAACUUUGAUGCCAUUACUACUUUCCCUCCUCUUCCAUUCUCCUCUCUCUCCUUUUCCAAUAUAGAUACAUUACCCGCAUUUCCCUUUCACUCUAUCUUUACAGGGAUAGAGAGACUCAGAAAACCCCAGAAGAGAAAAGGAAGGUCUUGACUGCCUCCUUUGAUCAUUAUUAGACAGAUAGAGACAUAGCAGCAGGGGGGAGUUGUUGGGAGAAAAGAUAAAGAAAAGAAAAGAAAAGAAAAAGCUUUGAAUUUGAGAGGAGAAGAAAAGUUUGGCUCAUUGCUGUUGGAAUUUUUUGGGGGAAUGGGAUCUUCAUCAGGGCAAGGUUCAGGUGGUGGGUAUGAUCUAUCCUUCAAGAUCCUAUUGAUUGGAGAUUCUGGUGUGGGUAAAAGCAGCCUUCUUGUCAGCUUCAUUUCCAGCUCUGUUGAGGAUCUUGCUCCCACCAUUGGUGUGGACUUUAAGAUCAAGCAACUGACUGUAGCAGGGAAGAGAUUGAAGCUCACAAUUUGGGAUACUGCUGGGCAGGAGAGGUUCAGGACUCUAACCAGCUCUUACUACAGAAAUGCCCAAGGAAUCAUUCUUGCAACUUCUAACAACCAUGCUGCAGUUUACGACGUGACUCGGAGAGAGACAUUCACAAACCUCUCAGAUGUGUGGGCUAAAGAAGUCGAGCUUUACUGCUCAAAUCAGGAUUGUGUCAAGAUGCUGGUUGGAAACAAAGUUGACAAAGAUUCUGAAAGGGCUGUAACCAGAGAAGAAGGCAUGGAGCUUGCCAAAGAACAUGGGUGCUUGUUCCUUGAAUGCAGUGCUAAAACUAGAGAGAAUGUCGAGCAAUGCUUUGAGGAGCUCGCAAUGAAGAUAAUGGAGGUUCCUAGUCUCUUGGAGGUAGGAGCUACAGCAGGAAAGAGGAACAUUCUGAAGCAGAAAUCAGAUCAACAAAGUCCUCAAAGCGGCGGCUGUUGCACUUGAUGAUGAUGACGAUUGAUGGAUUUAUGUAUGAUGGGUCUGUUGUUUGUUUGUUGUUGAAUGUUUGACUCACUGUGACCCAAAAUCCAUCAAACUGAUUAAUGUAUAUGAGAUCAGGCAUUGCUGUCUUUAUUUCUUUCUCUGUUUGUGAUCUCAAGGGUGCCUUUUGGAGAGUUUCCGAUUAGUUUGUGCCAUUGCCAAAAAGGAGGUUAGAGAGUGCACCAAGAGUGACAUAUACUAGAUUGUGUACAUUUGGUUGGUGAGUUCCACUUCUUGGUCAAUGCAUUCCAUUGAUUCAGUUAAUCCAUGUGCCAUGUUUCUUCCAGUUGAGUGGCCAUGGAACUCCCAUGAAUCAUGAGCUUCCUAGGACUUGCUACAAGCAUGUUAAGUGGAUGGUGGGCAACAACUAAAUUGCACAUUGGUGUCCCACCCCAUCUCAAGAAAGACAGCAUGUCUGCAGAAUCAUGGAUGAAUGGGACUCUAAUGAAGCUCA
Messenger RNA from Linum tenue, 1660 nucleotides. Lineage: Eukaryota; Viridiplantae; Streptophyta; Magnoliopsida; Malpighiales; Linaceae. The record is from the annotation of a GenBank genome assembly.